Messenger RNA from Gekko japonicus, 1509 nucleotides. It is a transcript of the gene DNTTIP1, whose product is annotated as deoxynucleotidyltransferase, terminal, interacting protein 1. Bases 1 to 1458 code for a protein of 485 amino acids. Gene Ontology annotation, cellular component: nucleus. Gene Ontology annotation, molecular function: DNA binding; nucleosome binding. The transcript has 14 exons. NCBI's taxonomy places the organism in Eukaryota, Metazoa, Chordata, Lepidosauria, Squamata, Gekkonidae. The record is from RefSeq and is a predicted model, not a curated record.
AUGGUGGUGGUGGUGGUGCUGGUGGUGCUGGGUGCCAGCUCCAAGAGUCCAAGAGGGACCGAGCCACCCCAAGUUAUAAGCCCAUGGCUGGGAGGAGCCAGUCUAGGAGUGGAGGAAGUCACCUGCAGCCUGGCUGACAGGGAGCUCCCCGGGGGCAAAUGGAACCCAGUCCCUGAAAAGCCACCCUCCUCGGCCGACCUGUCCCACCACCAGUGGCGGACCUACAUUUUGGGACCUGUGUAUCCUGGCCACCGGGAGGGCAAUCCCUUCGGCAUCCUGCAGGCGCCGCACCCGUCUUUCUUCACCCGGGAUGAGAUACUUAGGAUCCAUAAGAGAGUGGAGGAUGGUGGUCAACAGGGAGCUGGUGUCUCGCCAGGCUGCAACACCACGCCCGUCCACAGUGACUUCCUUACAGCGGCGCGAAGGAAUACAUUCUGCGUUGAACUCAGGAGGAGUGGGGUGGGGGCCCACUGGAAUCUUAUGAGCUCCCCCUGGAACAUCAUGAUCAAGCACCGGCUGGUGCAGCGGCGCGGGCGGCGCUCGCAGAUGAUGAGCAGUUUCACAGACCCCGUGGUUUCCAUGGACCUCCUGCGAGCUGUUCUGCAGCCCACGAUCAAUGAGGAGAUCCAGGCUGUCUUCAAUAAAUACAUGAAGUUCUUCCAGAAGGCUGCCGGCAACGUGCGAGAAAACGUUGGGGAAGACGUGGACACCGAGCAGCUCAUCCAGGACACGUGUCGGAGCUGCCUGGAGCAGGCCAAACUCCUCUUCUGUGACGGCAAGAAGUCGGUGGCAAGGCUGCCCCACGACAUGCCAGCGAUGAAGGUAGAAACCGGCCUCCCUCCAGCAAAGGCUGGGGCUCAAGGCAUCGCCAGGGUCACCUGCCGAGGAGCCCGUGGCCAGAAGCCCCCAGCGGACGACGAGCUCAGCCAGCAAGGGAGCCCCAUGCCCAAAAAGCGGAAGGGGCGGCCUCCCGGACAGAGCCAGGUGAACGAGCGAGGGACUACGGGGACAAGCAUGUGGAAGACGAAGUCCUGCGAGCCGCUGCAGAGGGACGGGCCCAAGUGGAAUCCCUCGCGGAUCACAGAGGGCACCGCCUUCGUCCUUGGCUCAAGAGCAAACAAGGCCCUUGGGAUGGGAGGAACCAGAGGCCGACUGUACAUCAAACACCCGCACCUGUUUAAGUACGCGGCCGACCCCCAAGACAAGCACUGGCUGGCUGAGCAGCAGCACAUGAGGGCCACGGGAGGCAAGAUGGCUUACCUCCUGUUGGAAGAGGAUAUCCAGGAUCUGGUUGCCAGUGACGAGUACAGAGGGUCUCUUGACUUGAAACUGGAGGAGCUGAAGCCCUUUGUCCCGCCCCCGUGGAUGACUGUCAAGAUGCGGAAGUACAUGGAGCAGCUCCGUUGCGAAGGGGAGCAGCCGCCGACACCCGCGGAGGGGGGGCUGCCCGACACCUAGGCAGCGGCUACACUGGACUUCAGGCCUUUGGCCUGCUUGAGGCGCCCACGG